AAUUUUGUUCCUAAAAAUAAUACGAAAAUUAAUGUUAACAUAUGAAUAUUUGUCACUAAAUUUUAAAAAAUUGUAGUGGUGACAAAGAAACCGUUAAGUUAUUAUAAAUAGCCUCAGAAAUAGGUCAUUAAUAACGUGAUCAUAAUCAGCAAUAACAUCGUAAUUACCAUCGUGUUGUGAGAGCGCAAAAAGCAAAAAAAAAAAACAAUAAAAAGGGUUUAAGAAAUGUCCGGUGAUGUGCAACCACGCAAGCGUAAGGAUAAGAAAAAGAAACGUGAUGGUCUCGAUCGUAAAUCGGAUGGCGAGAUAACGUUUUCACGUAAAAGUAGUUUACAAGAUGAUGAAGCAUCUCACGGUGUCCAUAUUACUAAAAUGGGCACCGAUGACGUCCUUCUACACGUGCAGCAUGAUCAUGGCACGGGCGGUCAUUGGUGUGCCAAGAUAAUAUUCUUUUCAUUGAUGGCCGUACUUUUGGGUUUAGUGGCUUUAAUCAUAAUGGAAAAUCGUGACUCGACUGACAUGGACACGCCUUUGUCCGAGUCGCGUUUUUCUAAUUAUUUUGAUGGUUGGGUAGAGGAACAUCGACAAGAACAUGACGAUCACGAUGAUCACGCUGCUGCUUCUGCUGAAAACCAUGAGGACGAUGACGAGCAUGAUGAAGAGCACGAUGACGAACAUGACGAUGAACCUUACGAAGAAGUUGCAGAUGUUUCUGAAGGUGAAGAAGAGCUGCAAGAUGCGACCGAAGAGCAAACUGGUGAAGAUGAUGCUGACGAGGAAGAGGAAGAUGAACAGGAAGAAGAAGAAAUUCCCAUAAACGAUAAUGACGACGAUGAUGAGAAUAUCACCGAAGAAAAGAAUUCUGCUCAACAAUCCCAAAACGAUGAAGAUGAGGACGACGACGAAGACGACGAGAAUGUCGAUGAAAAUAUCACAGCGGAAACUUCUAAUGUAGCGUCAAAUGGGAAUAACAAUGAUAACGAUAGUGCUGACAACCAGGAAGACGAAGAAGAUGAUGAGGAUUUUGAUGACGGCACUUAUGAAUCCUUAGAAAAUCUAGUUGAUAAUGACGCAGGUGAAUUUGAACUGUUGCAAGAGAAAGCACGUCAGCAAGCAGCAGCAGCAGCCAAAAAUAAUCCGCCAUCUGUUGAAGUUAAUGAAAACGCAGAAAACGCUGACAGUAUGGAUGAUGAGAUAUCUAAUCAAGUACCGUCAUGGGCUUCCUCGCUGACUUUGAAAAUUGGUAUCGGUAUCGCUCUAGCCUCGGUAGCGCGUCUCGUAUUGAUUAGGAAAAAUCCUAUGGCAACUACUUUAGGUGAAGACAUGGCAGAAACAUUAAUGAAACGUCGCCUUACCAUAGCAACUGAUGAAGAGCCCAUACCGGAGAGUGGAAUGGAAGCAAACGACGAAUCUCUACUAGAAAACGAUUAUUCCGAGGAGGAAUUUGAAAUAGAAGAAGAAAUCGAGUAUUUAGUGGAUGAAGAGGAGCAGCCUGGUGAAGAAGGUGAAAUAGAUGCUGGAGAUGCGUACGUUCCCGAAACAUUUGAGCAAUUGGAAGCCAUGUAUCGUUCUAAGGGCUAUAAACCGGGAUCUAUAGUUGAAUCGGAAUUGGAAAUAACAUUAAAAGAAGAAGAAAAAGAUCAAGUAGAAGAAGAAGAAGAAGAACAAGUAGAAAAUAUAUCCACAAUAAACAAUCAAAUCAACAAUCAAAUGGAAGAAUCUUCUUUGAAACUAGCCGCAGUCGUUGAUUUAGCACCAAUCGCACCAGCAGAAAUUAUGUCAAAUCAAAGCGUACCAAAAUCUGUUGAGGCAAAUGUAACCUUAUCGUCAAUGAAAGAAGACUUGCAAAUACCUGAUGUUUUACCUAAGUAUUCUCAGAUGAUGCAUUAUCAGCCAGAUGAUGAAGUUAUCGAUUAUGAUGAAGAUGAUAUCUAUGACGAUGAGGAAGAAGCAGAAGAUAAUAACUCUGAAGUAUUAGAUGAAGAUGAGGCAUUAAAUGAUAAUGACGAUGUUGACGAAGAGGAUGAUAUAUCCGAAGUCGAUGAUACAGAAUUAAUGAAUCGUUUAGAAGCCAAAUAUGGCAAAUUACCAGCCAAAGAAUAUGAAAGUGAUGAAGAUCCCGAUGAUCCAUCAUGGACACAAAUAAAACCAAAAAGCGGUCCAAGAGCUUCCGAUGACGAUUUCGAUGUCUUCGAGCAAGAAUUAAGGAGAGCCAAUGAGGAAAUGCUGAGAGAGCUUUAUCCCCAAGCUUUACAAACCUAUGAUAUGCUCAUCAAAACUUACCCACAACGAAUCCAAUUGCAAUUGGCUAAGGCUCGAGCCUUAGAUGCAUACGCCGAACAACAGAAAAGCAAUCAAUUGUUAAAAGCAGCCAUUGAAGUUUAUAAGUAUUAUCUGCAGAUCGAUAAAAAAAUUGCAAAUGUAAAGGAGUAUAAAGCAGCAGCUACAAGGUGCUUGGAACGAAUGAAAUUUUUGGGACAACAUCAGGAUGCUUUGCCUUUACAUCAUGAGCUUAUAAAGCGUUUCCCGCAAGAUUUAGAGUUGCGUCAACAGCUAACGGUUACUUAUCUCUUAAUAAAUCGUUUUUCAGAGGCUAAAAAAGUUUUGGAACAAUUACUUCAAAAAUGGCCAGACGAUGGCUUUGCUUUGGUUCAUUACGGUUUUGUAUUAAAACAAUAUUAUUUGAAAUACGACAAGGCAGUCGAUUACUUGCAACGUGGCAUUGCCAGCAAAGCGGAGGGUACUCAGGAUGGACGCUUUUAUUUUCAAUUAGGCGAUGCUUUACAACGUUUGGGUCGCGAAGAAGAGGCUUUCAAAGUUUAUAAGCAAGGUGCCGAUUUAAAAUUAUUCCCUAGCAUUUAUCAGCGUUCUUUGUAUAACGAACCCGGACUUAAAGCUCAACCAUUUUGGUCAAAAAAUGAAACCGGUUAUCAGGCUUUCUUUCAUAAAUUAGAACAGAAUUGGUUGGCUAUUAAAGCAGAGGGUUUGAACAUUCUAAGUAAAGAAGGAUAUUUCAUCGAUGAAUCAGAAAAUCUCAAAGAUCAAGGUGAUUGGAAACAGUUUGAAUUGUAUGCGCGCGGUCAACAAAUAUAUCGUAACUGCUUGAAGGCCCCCAUUACCUGCAGUUUAAUUGAAGAAUUUCCUGUUGCGCGUCAGUGUCGCAGAGGACAAGUGAAAUUCAGUAUUAUGCACGAAGAUACGCAUGUAUGGCCUCAUUGCGGGCCUACCAAUUGUCGGCUGAGAGCUCACUUAGGUUUGGUGGUACCCGAAGGAGCACGAUCACGUUUACGGGUAGCUGAAGAAGAAAGCACUUGGCACGAGGGAAAAUUUCUAAUAUUCGAUGAUAGUUUUGAACAUGAGGUCUGGCAUAAUGGAACCGGUAUACGAUUGGUGUUGAUAGUCGAUGUUUGGCAUCCCGAUCUAACAUUACAAAAACGUCGCUCACUAACUGCUAUUUAAUUACGAGUUUAUUUAUUCAUCAUUUUCCACCUUAACAAAUUCAAACAGCAGCUUUAUUAUUAUUAUUAUUAUUAUUACUUUUUGUAUUUAAUUU
Messenger RNA from Glossina fuscipes, 3553 nucleotides. Its product is annotated as aspartyl/asparaginyl beta-hydroxylase-like. NCBI's taxonomy places the organism in Eukaryota, Metazoa, Arthropoda, Insecta, Diptera, Glossinidae. Gene Ontology annotation, molecular function: protein binding; peptidyl-aspartic acid 3-dioxygenase activity. Gene Ontology annotation, cellular component: endoplasmic reticulum. The coding region runs from base 226 to 3459 and encodes 1077 amino acids. Gene Ontology annotation, biological process: peptidyl-aspartic acid hydroxylation. The transcript is spliced from 14 exons. The record is from RefSeq and is a predicted model, not a curated record.